This is a messenger RNA of Osmia bicornis bicornis, 1984 nucleotides long. RefSeq names its product zinc finger Ran-binding domain-containing protein 2-like. Lineage: Eukaryota; Metazoa; Arthropoda; Insecta; Hymenoptera; Megachilidae. Gene Ontology annotation, biological process: RNA processing. The record is from RefSeq and is a predicted model, not a curated record. The transcript is spliced from 7 exons. Bases 545 to 1306 code for a protein of 253 amino acids. Gene Ontology annotation, molecular function: RNA binding; lipopolysaccharide binding.
GCCAAUGUAGUGUACAGUAGUGUACAAAUCUUCGCGCUUUCAUAUACAUAUGUAUUACGUACUUGUCAAUAAUUUACAGCAUUUAACGUUUACAUUCUUUGAAAUUUUGUAUCAUAAUUAUUCCUAGAAAAAUAAAAUCGUUACCAUUUAUUAGACAUUUCCUCUACACAGAAUCAAUUUUUUCUAAAUAAUCUAAAAAAAUGUUUGAGAGUUAAUACUUUAGAACCGCCACGUUAGUUUAACACUUUGUAAGUAGCGCGAUUAUUCCGUUAGUAUAGUUGUUCAUAGUUCCAAUACAUUAAUUUAUAUCUGCGACAUAAUGCAUUAAUUGGUAGCAAGUAGAACGCAUUUGAAUAAAUUGUAUAUUAAAAAUACGUAGUAAAAGUAAUAUCUUUUUGUAUGAUAUUAACAUUACAACAAAAAAACAUAUUUAUAAAGGUUAGACACCUACAUAUAUCGAGGAAGAACGUCGAGUUAAAAGUCCUAUGCGACUACAAUAAAAUAUCAAUCAAGUUUAUUUGUAGGUAGUAAAACUGAAAGAAAAAUGGAGAGUAGUAAAGUGGACGAGGAAAAUCAACGUAAUAUUAAUGACGGUGACUGGAUUUGUCCUGAUUCUCAAUGUGCCAAUGUAAAUUUUGCAAGACGAAAUUCUUGUAAUCGAUGCGGAAAAGACAGAGGAGAAUGCCCAAAGAAAAAAAAGUUAGGACAAGAAAUUGGAAAGGCAGCUGCUGAAAAAAGUAGAGGGCUGUUCAGUGCUGACGAUUGGCAAUGCAGUAAAUGUGGAAACGUAAACUGGGCGCGGCGGCAACAGUGUAACAUGUGCAAUGCACCAAAAUUUGGAGAAAUUGAAGAACGUACAGGAUACGGAGGGGGGUACAAUGAUCGGGGAGUUGUCGAAUAUAAAGAAAGAAGAGACGACGACGACGAGUACGACGAAUUCGGACGGCGUAGGAAAAAACGAAGGAUUGAAAAUCGUUCGGACGAUGAUUCCAAAGAUUCUAGGUAUAGCAGUCCACCGCGUAAUAAAUCUAAAGACGAGGAUGAAAGGGACGAGGUACAGAACGAAGAAGAGCAUAAUGAGAAAAAUAAUGCGAAAGAAGAAGUAGAAGAGGUGGAGGAGGAGGAGGUGGAGGAGGAGGAUGAGGAGGAAGAUGACGAAGAGGAUGGUGAUUUAUCUAAAUACGAUCUUAGCGAAUGGGAUGAUAUUGCAGUUAAGAAAAAUACAAAUGGGAGCACUGCAUCUUCGGAAGAGCAACAAUCAAGAGACAGAGAUGAUUGGCGUGAUUCGGGAACAUCCAGUCAAUGAGAGUCUGCACAGAAGGAAAGGUUUGACUUGGGUUUCGGGUAUAAAAGUUGAUCAUGACAGUGAACGAUGAUUUUAAUUAUUUCAAUUACUGAUAUCUUUUUUUUCUAUACUGAGAAUUAUAUUAUAUGAUAGUUUUAGUAAAAUAACAUGGUCAAAAAGGAAGAUGUAGAUUAAGCAAUUCUAAAGAAAUUACAAUGUAAUGCUUGUUAAACAAAUGACUUUUUACAGGUGAGAGAAAAUCCCAAGAGCGACUGUUGCUCGACAAUUAAGAGAUACACAACGCAACAAAUUUAGUGACUUAGUGAGCACCUUUGGAUAAAAGUGAUGAACAAUGUACGACUUAUUGCAAAGGGAAUCGAUUAACAAUAAGCUUUACAAUCUCUGACUGAACACGGAUAGCUUUGUUGGCUGUAUGGAUGGAAAGUGAAACGUAGGUUACUUGUUUACGCGAUAUUGUCUUAAAUAUUGCGUAGUAAUUGCGAAAAAUACUUGGGCGUAGAUAAAAUAUUUCGCUAGUAAAGAAAAAGAAACCCAAAUGAAAUGUGUAACUAUGACGUAAUUCGUUGAAUAAUCUGUUACACGGAUCGUUGUAAAAGUUGAAUCAUGAAUUCGUAAAAAAAGAAAUCUUAUUUCUAACUGAAAAUAUAAAAUCUUGAGAAAGCUCUCUAUCAUGUUACA